Procambarus clarkii (red swamp crayfish) is the source of this 5420-nucleotide messenger RNA. Its product is annotated as cell cycle checkpoint control protein Rad9. NCBI's taxonomy places the organism in Eukaryota, Metazoa, Arthropoda, Malacostraca, Decapoda, Cambaridae. The record is from RefSeq and is a predicted model, not a curated record. Gene Ontology annotation, cellular component: checkpoint clamp complex. Gene Ontology annotation, biological process: DNA replication checkpoint signaling; DNA repair; mitotic intra-S DNA damage checkpoint signaling.
AAGGCUCACCUGAAGUAAACAAGGCCCAUGCAAGAGUACUCUCUCGGAAUAAUAUAUGUUUAGUUCGUCUUAGUUUGCAUGACGCUGAAACAAUGAAGUGCAUUGUACCAGGGGUUAAUAUUAAAGUUUUUGGAAGAGUUAUGCACUCAAUGGCAAAAAUUGGCGAUGAAUUAUAUGUUGAACCAGAUUCUACAGGAGUUAUCUUCCGCACUGUCAACUCAUCUCGGUCAGCAUUUGCUUCAUUUCAUUUUGGCAGCGGGUUCUUCACUCAUUUUGAUGAGGGUUUAGGCGGGCAACAGUCAAAUGCAGGAGAUGAGAUAGUCAAGUGUAAAGUUGCUAUGAAGGCUUUUAUAAAUGUGCUCAAGUCAAUUGCUGUUUUGGAAAAGACUGUGGAACGAUGCAAACUGACACUAGAUGGAGACGAUGCCAAGUUAGGGCUUCAGCUAACAUGUCGUCAUGGAAUUGUUAAGUCGUGCAGUUUACCCUUUAUUGAGUGCGAAACUUUACAAGCUGUGUAUGACAAGACUUCAUGCACAAACCACAUCCAAAGUCAAUCUCGGGUUCUGAGUGACGCUGUCCUCAACUUCCAGCUUAACCAGGAGGAAGUUACCCUUUGUGUCUCGCCUGAGAAAACUGUUCUUAGGAACUAUGUUGAUGAUGAGCCUGACCCUGGCAAGGCAAUUCACACAAUGCUUACACUGGAAUCAGGAGAGUUUGAUGAUUACAAUAUUUCCAGUGAAUGUGAGGUAACAUUUUGCCUCAAAGAACUAAGAGCCAUUCUUGCAUUUGCUGAGCCAGUGAAUCUUCCCAUUUCAUCACAUUUUUCUGAACCAGGAAGCCCCAUGAUAUUCAGCAUUGACAACAGUCCCAUGUUUGAAGGAACAUUUGUCUUAGCAACCCUGUCUCAGAAGCCAGAUACACAGAUCUCAGGAAGCCACACUUCUGGCAAGCGUAUCACUCAGCCAGUACGCAAAAAACAAGCUCCUGAGUCGCCCUCAUGCUCACAAACCCCUGCCAUGAAUAGGAUAACGCAGUCCAUUAACGAUUCAAUUCAAGUUGAACAAGUUAAUAAUAUUUCCAAUGGAAAGAGAGGAAACUUAUCCUCGCCUUGCAAGUCUACAGGUCUCAGAAAACCAAGUACUCCACUCCGUAAUGUGGCUGCACCACAUUUAUCAUCAAUGCAACCCAGAGAUACUAGUAACAUGAAUGGAAAUACAUCCCAACUUGAGAUAUCUCUACCAAAUUUAGAUGUAAAAAAUACGGUUGCAGAGGAGGAGGAGGAGGAUAUUGUUCCUGGAACUCCACCCUCUAAGAAGUUAAAAUUUCUUUUCCGUCGCUGCUUUGAGUCUACAUUUGACCCUCAGACAAUUCCUGGACAUAAUAAUAUUUUAGCAGGAGACUCAGAUGAUGACUCAUGAGUCAAAUUUCUUCUUUAUUGGUGGCAAUUCGUGAGUUUAAACUGCUAGAAGGGAUUUUUGUUUCUGAGGCUAAGCAUUGUUAUGUAUGCAUUUUGUAAAGAAAGUGUAGUUAUGAAUUAAUGAAUAUAUAUUGAACAACUGCUUGCUGUUUUACUUGUAAAAGCAGAUUGAAUGGCAAGGAUAACAGUCCCAGAAAGAAAAAUUUUGUUUGACAAUGACUAAGUCCAAAGUAAAGAUAACUAUGCAUAUGUGAUUAGAGUUUAAACUGCUAGAAGGGAUUUUUGUUUCUGAGGCUAAGCAUUGUUAUGUAUGCAUUUUGUAAAGAAAGUGUAGUUAUGAAUUAAUGAAUAUAUAUUGAACAACUGCUUGCUGUUUUACUUGUAAAAGCAGAUUGAAUGGCAAGGAUAACAGUCCCAGAAAGAAAAAUUUUGUUUGACAAUGACUAAGUCCAAAGUAAAGAUAACUAUGCAUAUGUGAUUAGAUGGAGAACCCUCUGUUAGCCAACUUAGAGAAAACUGCAUUGAUUUUAUAAUGUUAAGAUCAGAUAGAUGAGAAGUUGAAUCCUCCUCACACCUGAGGAAACUUAAUUUGUUUACAUCUUCUAGGAGAAAUGUAUACAUUGUGCCGUACGGUACUUUAAAUUGAUUAAGAAACCGGUGCAGUUAGAACAAAGGUAAUUAUUUUUUUUGGUUCCAUUAUUAGUUGAUUGGUAUUGCUCUUUUUUUUCAUUUAGUGACAUUGUAAGUUAUUGAAAUUACAGUAUAUUUGUUUUUAUUAUGCACUACUGUGUUUCUCAGUUAGUAUAUUUUUACAUAGUAAUGCAAAUAUUGACAAUUCUCAUGUAUAGAUGAUUUUAAAAUGCUGUAUAAAGGUGCGUCUUGUUGCAAAAGUAAUAUUUUCCUUUGACUUACAAAUUUUUAACUGUCAAAUAUAAUUAUACUGACAUACUUACUAUGUAAUGUACAGCAUUUGGUAAAAUCCAUAGCAAGCUAAAAUAAAUAAAGUAGCUCUCAUAUAAUUAAAACAAAAAGUUACAAUUUCAUAAAACAGGAAUGUGUAAUUGGUUAGAUUUUAAUUUUGAUUUUGAUUAAUUCUUCUACGAUUUUACCAGACCAUACCACUACCGAAGUUUUAGACAAGAUAGACCUGUCAUAGAUAAUCUUCACUGUGCAAUCAGGUGAGUAAAUGGCUUGAGAGAAUGCAUGAGUAUGCCACACAGCCAACAGCCAUAUGUCUCACUUGUGGCAAGACAAGGCAAUUAUCAGGAGAAUUAGCACUAAACCUGUAUAGCACUUGGAAAAAAUAUGAGGAUAAGGAUUUAGGAUUGGAUGGAAGAAAGGAAGGAUUCCCAACCACUUGGACAGUCCGGGGAUUGAAUAGCAACCUGCUUGAAGCGAGACCGUAACUUCUCUGUUCAGUUAUUGUUAAUCCUUUUGUUUGUUCAGUGAAAAGAAGUCCUUACAUAUUCUCUAUUUUUGUGUGUGUGUGUGUUUAUGUGCAUUUAAGUGUGUGUGAGAUUAUGUAUGUACUGUGUACUUAACAUUUUAUGGGAACUGAACCUCAACUUCUGGGUGUCUUUCCAACUGCCUGUUGUCUAAUGGAAAGACUCAUUCUUGUAUUUCUUGUUUAUAUCUGCUUUUAAAAAUAUGGAUGGAGAUAAGGUAAUUAUCAGGAUAACGUGUUAUGCCAUAACUGCUAAUUAUGACUAUAUAGCAGUUAUUGAUAGAAUUAAUUUCGGUUAUUUCUAGUUCUAAUUCAUUUCACUUGCACACUGCCCUCACAUUGAUGAAAGUGUUUACUGACAUUAAUAAGUUAAUAUUUUUCACUUUGAUGCAUUUCCUCUCGUUCUGCUUUUGCUCAUUAUAAACACACUUGAUCGACUCCCUUUAAUACAGUAUUUUACACAUCUUAUCCAUGACCCACCUAGCUCCUAUUUCUUCACGUAAGAAUAUUUGCAUAUGUCUGUAAUCCCUUAACUUUAUGUUUGUAUUCACUCAUUAGUUAUUUGCAGGGAACAAGGCUUGGUGCCUUCUUUUGACAGUUACUUAGUUGUAGGGAAUAACUUCUAGCUCAUGAUUACAAACUCUUUAGCCAUUAAUUGGCUCAAGUAAUGUAUAAGUUUCCCGUGGGUUUUGUCAUAUUUCCAUUCUAAUCCACUUGUGGGCAGUUGUCAACACUGCUUCUACUCCUAGUUCAUUACAUUUAUUGCCGUCACAUUGAAGAAGUUUCAUUUUAUAUCUGGAUUAUUUGGGUGGUCAUUUUCAAUUUCUCUCUCCUUGUCCUGGUCCCUUUCUUUUGAAUAAUGUGUUUAUUCACUUUGUUGAUGCCCCAGAAUUGAUUUGUUUUUCCACUAAUGAGAGAUUUUGUUCUUUCAGCUUACCCAAUAUAAUUCAGUAUAGAGUGUCAUGUAAAACAUCUGUGCUUUUCUCUAAGUUUUCGUGUGUGUACUUUAGGGGUUGGGUCCCGUCUGGUACUGCAACUCAAAUAUUGGUCUUUGGUAUAUUAUGUGUGGUACACAGAAAUUACUGAAGGCUGUUCUUAAUAUCCAUGUCCUUUCACUUUGCACGUAAUAGUUAUUUCCCUCUCACAUGUCACUAGACCAUCAGUUCCCUUUUGUUAUGCUCACAUCCUGAUUACUUUGGAUUUGUUUGAACUCCAGUUGCCACUUACUAGACAAGUCUGGCAUCCUGCACAUGUACCCCAUUGUGAGUGCUCAUGUGAGAGUUCACCUGUGUGAGUCAUCAUGUACAAGUGUACAUUUGUUCCUGUGUCUACUAAUACAGGGUGUAACAUAGAUAGUUUUGAGUGAAGUGUAUAGGUUAGAAUUUUUGAUAGUCUUCAUACCUUAAUAAUAAUAAUGAUCUAGCACAAUGCAUUACACAAAAAAUUAAUGGUAAUGCCCCUAUCUAUAAAUUAUAUUUAAGCUAAAUAUUGUGUUAUCCCAAAAAUUAGGUACAUUAUAAAUACUGACAUGUUUUUGUUCGAAUUUGCAGAGUUGUUGAUGUGUCAGUAUAUUUUGAAUACGAUACCAGAAGUAUUAUAGUAUUAUAUUCUUGUGUUUCUCAAGGUAAAUUUCUUCAAAUGUCCUUAAAAGUGAGAAAAAAAUUCUAAUGAUAAUGAUGGUUUUGUAAAUGUAAUACAUAUUACAACACUGUAUGGUCAAAGCAAAAUUGCACCAUUUCAGUAUCGUUUAGCUUUACAACAUAUUUUGCCCCUUUAUUUUGUUUUCGGUAAUACUUUAGAGGUAGGGGGCUUAGUUGGCCAUACUGGGAAGGCAUGGGAGUAACUGUUAAGAUCUCCUUUCAUAGCUUCACUCACAUUGUAAGAGCCUCUUGGGCAUUUUGAUUUUUGUCUACCUCUCUUAACCUUCGUAUUGGCUUUGUUCAACGAAUGCUGUUUUUGUAUUCUUUGUGUUGUUUUGUCUGCCGUGCCUUUCUGUCGUCUCUCUUUUCUUGUCAGCUGUUUCAUGUCUUUAUCUGCAGAGUGUGUUCUUAGUUUCUUUUCACACUUAUGUUUCUCAGAAUAAGUGAAUGGCAACUACUUCAGUUGCAUAGUAACAGUCGAGUGUGUAGAGUUUACUGAAAAUUGUUUCAGGUGCUUUUGAAAAUCUUUAGCAUUUGAAAUGUUUACAAAAAAAUUUAUGUAUUGUACCAUCCAUUGAAAGUUCUAGAAAUGAAUUGGUGAUCUAAGUAGUUUUAUAAGCACCAUAACUUUGAACCAUUUUGUAUAUUUUGGAGAAGUUGUCUCACCUUCCUGUGUCAAUAGGAUGUGUAUAGCUAACUUGAAAUAGCAAAAUUGUAGGCUAAAUCCUAAAAUUGGGUUUUUAGUCUUUAUAUUUGCUCAUAAUGGACCUCUAGCAUAAAAAUAUAAAAAGGUGUGUAAUAUUGCUUUCCUCAACGAACACAAAUUUAUCUGUGAUAUCAAUUUUAAGCAUUCAAGAAUUGACAAAUUUUUCAAAUGUACAGUGUAUAUUUUUACAUAUAAAAAAAAUUUCAUACUGUA